Engraulis encrasicolus (European anchovy) is the source of this 2568-nucleotide messenger RNA. RefSeq names its product zinc finger DHHC-type palmitoyltransferase 23b (gene zdhhc23b). The record is from RefSeq and is a predicted model, not a curated record. NCBI's taxonomy places the organism in Eukaryota, Metazoa, Chordata, Actinopteri, Clupeiformes, Engraulidae. The transcript is spliced from 5 exons. The coding region runs from base 359 to 1657 and encodes 432 amino acids. Gene Ontology annotation, molecular function: protein-cysteine S-palmitoyltransferase activity. Gene Ontology annotation, cellular component: Golgi apparatus; endoplasmic reticulum. Gene Ontology annotation, biological process: peptidyl-L-cysteine S-palmitoylation; protein targeting to membrane.
ACUUGGUACACAGAACAGGCAGCAGCCAGACUUUAAAACACGAGCUACAGCUCAACCAGACGAGACGGCCGCGCUGCUUCAAACUUUAAACUAUCAAAUUAGGUGACCACCAUGCUCUGCUCAGGUGAAGUGUCGUCAACAUAGGCUGCUAUAAUUGCUCGCAAUUCUGGAGAAAAUGCAGAAAGAAAGAGGAAUGCGACUGGAUGAGUACAACAGGCAGACCGAACCUCAGUUUCACUAAAGGUGCGCAAUUCAACCGACUGAGAACCUCACGGAGUGGCUGAUGUGCGGGUGUCCUGAGCAGGGUGGAGGAAGACGAUAGUAGACUGGAGGUGGGACUACACAGGGUCCAGUAGUCAUGAGGCGCGGUGUCCAUAAACCACCAGAGCCGGACGAUCCGCUCUGCUGUUGCGAGUAUGUGGACAGGAAGGGGGGGCGGAGCCACGUGGCGGCAUGCUGCUGCGACUGCCAGGAGCUGGAUGAGGCCUGCGACAGGUGGCUAAAGCGCGAGCCUCAGCAGGAGGGCUCCUUAUCGCGCGUGGCCGACACCGUAGCGGACCGUCUGCGCGUGCCGUGGUUGCGGGGGGGCGCGAGGCGUGUGGACCUGUCUCUCCUGCCACCGCUGGUGCUGCUCCCCGUCCUGCUGCGCAUCGCCGCACUGCACGUCUUCCUGGGAGUCGUGGUCCUGACGACGCUUCCCGGCCUGGUGCUGUGGUACUACUACUUCACGCACCGCAAGAAGGGCCGCACGCUCUUCUUCCUCAGCCUCGCUCUCUUCUCAUUGGCUUACAUGUACUUCCUGUUUGUCACCGAGAUCGUCCCACGCGGUGACGUCACCCCCCCACAGGUGGUUGUCGUGACGACGGGGGUGGUCCUCACGCUGGUCGCGCUGGUGAACACCAAGAGGGGGCCGGGCUACGUGAGGCCGUGCCCCUCCGACACGCACAGCACUGUGACUUAUCAUAGCACGCUUCCCGAGAAAGAUUCCGCCCACUUGAACGGAGCGAGGCACCAGGUCGUCAUAGCCAAUCGCGGGGCAGCGUUGGAGCCCUCGGCGACCAAUGGAGUGGUGGCAGAGGCGUGCUCUGGGGUGACGGACAGCAGGAAGAAGCAAUGGUGUUCCUGGUGUAAACUGCUCCGGCCCCUGAGGGCGGGCCACUGCCGCAUCUGUGGAGCCUGCAUACAGAGACUCGACCAUCACUGCGUAUGGAUCAACAGCUGUGUGGGGCGGGCCAAUCAUCGCAGCUUCCUGUUGACCCUCCUCCUCUUCCUGGUGACGUCACUGUACGGCAUCGUCCUCGUCCUGCGCACUCUCUGCCCACGGCAACACGUCAUGUUGGCACUGCUUUACUGCCCCGGGGUCUACAGCCAAUACAGCUCUGCGCUGUGCUUCACCUGUGCCUGGUACAGUACCAUCGUCACCUGUGGCCUGUGUCACCUGCUGCUGCUGCAGUUGAUCAAUGUGAGUGUGAACGUGACGGAGCGCGAGGCGCGCAUCGCCCUGAGGGAGCGGAGUGGGAGGAGCCUACUGGGCGGACUGGUCAUCGACACGGGGACGUACUCGCACGGCUUCAGGAACAACUGGGCGGAGUUCCUCACCAUGCACGAAAAGACAGAGGACAGGGUAGCCUCCCCACCACCAACAGAACUGGUGUGACGAGAAGACUGUUCAUGCAUGCGUGUGUGCGUCUGUAUGCGACAAGUGUGUGACCUGUCAUUGAUACUGGACUUCAAAGGGCUUCAAGAACUGGCACCACUUCCUUACUAUGUACCUACAUGUUCCUCACCUUGCACACGGAGGACAGGGCAGCGUCACCACCACCCACCAACAGAGCUGGGGUGACGAGGUGUGCGUGUGUGUGUGUGUGCGCGACUGUGCGUGUGUGUGCGUGUGACUGGUCAUCGAUACCGGACUUCAAAGGGCUUCAAGAACAACUGGGCUGAUUUUCCUCUCCUGAUGUGAGAGGAGCGCGUGCAUGUGUGUGCGUGCAUGUCACCUCUUGGGAUGCCUUGGAGAGGCUGAUGUGAAAGGACCUCAAGAAUCGUGCAGUAGGGUAUUCUAAAGCCAUAUUAGAGCCACCCCCCAACUCCACCCCUCCCUGCCUUUCCCAAACACAGAAUGACGUGCUAAAGCCAUAUUAUAUCAAAAUAUAAAUUAUUUACACCCCCUAAACCUACAAUUAAAAGCCAUAGAUGAUAGGCUACUCUACACACUCCUGGUAGUCUUGCGCCCCGCCUUCUUACCUCUGCUCUCUAGUGUUGUGUUGUGCUAAACAGAUAAAGCGUCCUUCUCAAAAACAACUUCACUACAGACUUCAGACUUAACACUUUAGACUAGAAUUUAGACUACAGACAGUCAGACUCGAGUGAUCAUAUGCAUCAUAUUCCAGAUUCAACAGACUAAGAAACUGUUUACACAUAUGUGGAUAUUUUUGAAAACAAAUUGGUUUUCAGGGAUAAAACACAAUUGUCACAAUGGUUUUAUUUUUAUUCAUAUCGUCUUUAUACAAGAAAUAUUUGCAUUUUAAAAAUAUCUGAAAAUUUGUAACCAGCUCCUCAGCCAUUCAA